This is a messenger RNA of Dendronephthya gigantea, 4505 nucleotides long. Its product is annotated as enhancer of polycomb homolog 1-like. The record is from RefSeq and is a predicted model, not a curated record. Gene Ontology annotation, biological process: regulation of transcription by RNA polymerase II. Lineage: Eukaryota; Metazoa; Cnidaria; Anthozoa; Malacalcyonacea; Nephtheidae. Bases 231 to 2333 code for a protein of 700 amino acids. The transcript has 15 exons. Gene Ontology annotation, cellular component: piccolo histone acetyltransferase complex.
CAACAGAAUUUUGCCGCCAUGAUGGAUUUUCAAAAUACGCAUUCAAAAACAAAAUCCUUUCAGAAUGAUUGAAAAACGAUGAAAAUAUCCGACAAAAUGUACGACAUGCGUUAGAAAAACUACUAUUUAUCAACAUCAUUGUGUUACUUGUGAGGCUCUGUAGGAGUGGUGACGGGAAACUCGAUUCGAACUUUACCUCAUCUUGGAAGUUGGAAGCAAACAGGGUCAGGAUGAGUAAGUCGUUUCGAGCUCGCCAGCUGGAUUCUAACAAACCGUUGCCCGUUUAUCGGGUCGAGGAGCUGCCAGAUUUGACUGAAUUGUCUACAAUUAAUCGCGCAGUGCCUCAGAUGCCGACGGGAAUGGAGAAAGAAGAGGAAACCGAGCACCAUCUUCAACGAGCUAUAUCAGCACAGCAGGUGUAUGGUGACAAACAACAACUUGUCAUUCCUACUCCUGAAACAAAGCCAGUUGAUGUUGAUACCUCGCUCAUUGAUGACAAUGAAGGCGAUUUCAAAAUGCCAAAGCAGUAUAUCCAUAUACAAGCCCUUGGUGUUGAAGAUGAACAGCCUGAGUAUGACAUGGAUGAAGAGGACUCGGAAUGGUUGGCUAACUUCAACAAUGACAAGGAGAAGGUGUCAAGUGAAAAGUUUGAACAAUUAAUUGAUAAACUGGAGAAAGGUUCUGGAAAUGAGGUGUUGUCGUUAACUGCUGCAAAAGCUCUGAUAAAGGAUGAAGAAUAUUUAGAACCUGUUUACAACUAUUGGGUGAAAAAACAUGGCAGAAGUUGUAUGAAUGGUUUAAUUCUUACACUCAGAUCAGAGAAAAAGGAUGCACAAUCGCCAAAUGAUCCAUACAUAGCAUUCAGGAGAAGGAUUGAGAAGAUGCAAACAAGGAAGAACCGGAAGAAUGAAGAAUUGUCAUAUGAGAAAAUGUUGAAGCUACGGAGAGAUUUAAAUACAGCGUGCACUAUCCUUGACAUGGUGAAACGACGGGAACAAAAUAAGAAGGAUGUCUUGAAAAUUACAGUGGAUGUUUUUGAUUUCCGGUAUAAAUCAGGAGACUUUACGGGACAGUUGAUGACUCAAUGUCUAGAAUUGUUGAAGAUUCAAGAAAGCAAUAACGUUCCAAUGUUUGGGGCAGCUACAACUGCCACUGGCAGUCGAGUUACACCAGGAUCGGAAACACACGACAAGGAUGAACGGACGGAAGAUGCUAAAGUAUUCAGAAGAGGCGAUAUUUUGGCUGAGUUGAAGCGAAAACAAAGACUUGGACCCCAAAAUAUUGGCAGUCCUUACAACCAGCCCGACCUUCCUUCGGAACCCGAGGACGAUGUUGAUGAAUUGGACGGUAUUUAUGCGUUUAAAAGAAGACGUGGUUGUCGAUAUUUAGCGCCCAAACUUGAAAAUAACUGGCCUUGGGAGUAUCCUGGUCAUCCUCGAUACAGAUAUUCCUUAACGUCGUUGUCAAGACCAUCCAGAUUACUCGGCUACGCAAGAAGGAGAGUGGGGAGAGGUGGCAGAGUGCUAAUUGACCGAGCAAGUUCUUCAUUAGAUAGUCGACUGGAAGAACUUGGUUCAUUUCUUGAUUCAUCGAUGUCUUUAAGGAACAGUUUUCAUGAGUCAGAUCAUUAUAAAGAUGAACUGAAACCAACAAGUUGGAGACAUUAUCGACCACGCAAUCUCCGACUUGUGCCUACGUCUUUGGACAGUGCGUUAGGAAUCACAAGCGCAACGGAUGAGGGGAUACAUGAAAUAGAAAAAGGAGAAUCACAACACGAUAUUAUGCAUGAUGCACAAGACUAUAGACCAAGGGCCAAAGUUAGACGGACAUUCUCUACACAACCGACUUCAAAAUUUACGCUAAAUUCUGGUCUAUCAAAUGGUGUGACAUCUUCUCAGAACUCUAAACUCACGAACCCUUUAACACCUGUUGAACGUGAUAAAAGCGAUGGAAUUACAAAUGGACCUACGGUUAAUAAUAAUAAUUCUACUCAACUUUGGAAUGGAACAACUAAUGUCUCGACGAACAGGAAUACAUUUUCUACGGCUCCUAUGAAGGCAGUUUACGCACUUAACUUUCCAUUGCCGUCUACAAACAGUAACUUCUCAAAUAAUCUACUUAAAGGAAACAAUAAAUAUGGCUCUAUUACCGCAUCUCGUCAUCCUGUUACAUCACGGCAUUCAUCUAUUCAUCGUCUUAGUCAACCAAAUACCCCUCUUAGUAGAAGUAAUUCUAUGGACGACACGUUGGUAAAUAUAGUACAACAACCAACGAUGCUGGUAACCACGGCCAUGGUCAACGGUGCUGGGGUAAAAGGUCAAGAUAUCACGUGACAUCAACACAUUGCAAUUCUGAUAAAUAUAAUGUACAUGAUACCAUCCAUUACCCGCAUACAAGUAUAUUGCGAAAUGUCCGAAGUAACUUCCCAGUCGUAGAACCAUAACUUCUCAAGUCUACAAGAUCAAUGCAAUCUGGUCCCAUAUUUUCAUUCAAUACCACACACUUAAAGUUUAUACCUACAAAUUUGACUGGCGUUAAACCUCUAGUUAUAACCAUCCUAUAUUUACCCAAAUGUCUAUGUAUGAUGAAUCGAUGUAUGAUGGUAGAGCAGAACUGUCCAGAGCUUUAGAUAUUGGCCCAGAAACAUCAGCAGUCUAACUUCGAGGUGGCUCUCUUGUGAUAUCGUGUAAUCACUUCGUGUUGCCUUGCCGUAAGCAAGAGAACAAGGCAGAGUUGAUGAUCUUAAUUGAAAUCAAUGUCGUAUUUUACCUGAAGUGAACAUUGUCUUUCAGAUGGGGUAUUUUUAAAUGAACGUUUCAUUUUACGUUAAAGUGGAUGAAGUAUUUGGAUUCUUUCAACUUUUACCAAUCCUAAUCUCUGUUUCUAAGUUCUCUCCAUGGAACACAAGCUAUACAUCACUGUCAAAGAUAACAAGAUGAAGGAAAGCCCGCAUCUCUGACCUAUACAUGUAGUCGUCAUUUGCACUGACUGCCGAAUGUCUCUUGCUGUACAUUUAUCUCUAUAUUUAUCCGUUGAUCACAAGACACUUCUGCGUGAUGGUGGUUGACAUUUCACUACAGUCUACAGUUGCUUUGAAGCUUUUAUAUAUUGGGAGAGCAAUAAUGCAUCAUGGUGAGCACAUUUUCUUGGGAUUAUCAUUGACCUCAAGUUACUUCGGGUCCACUGCAAACUAGAAAACCAGAUAUGGCUACUAUAAAUAAAUAUUUAUCUAUACGUAAGUACAAAAUCGGAAAGUAAAUUUCAGAUGUCACCUUGAUUGCGGUCUCUAAUGAGCAGCUUUUAGUUAGGAUGAAAGAGCUGCAAUCACGCACAACCAUCCAAUUUAGAUUAACUAAUAUUUAGCUACAAAAGAGCUAGUGAAAAGAUUAUAAGACCUGUACUAGUACUUGAAUAUAACAUGCAAACAGAUCCAGACUCGACUUUUUAGAUUGUUGACAUGCAUGUGAUAAGGAUUUUAAUUCUAUAUAUAAGACAUUUUGACAAACGCGAUUUCUCCAAAAUAACCUGUUUAAAGUAAGCCAAUAUUGUUGGUUAAAUUUUUUCAUCCAACAUUGUUUGACAGUGUUGACCUAAACGAGCCUGGAUGUAUUUGUCGGUUGAAGACACGAUAGUGUUCUUGUAAAAUCCAAUCAGAGAGUAUUUUAAGAUUUGCUUGUUAUAUCGUAUAAUCUAUGUAAUUGUAAAACUCUUCAUAUUUAUUCGAAGUAAAAACAGAGUCGCUCGGAAUAAUACGUUUUACGUAAAGCCAGUAUAUGACGACUGCAGUAUUUAUUUUUCUAAACGAUUUUAGCGUGACAACAUUAAUUCUGCUAUAAUAUUUUUCGCAAUGACAGAUCAAUAGACAUUGUAUCAAUAUGAUGGCGUUUCCUUACAAUGGCAAUGCUUAUAAAUAUUAACUACCAUGCAGAGAUCUUCGCUUGUUUCGCGAAAGGGAAAACACGUUCUCCCAAUCUUAAAGUGAUUACGAACCACUGUGUCAGGUGAAGAGGGUUCUAGCUAUCCCUAUAGAAAAAAUUCUGAUUAAGCCAGAACGAAAUAAACAACUACAUAGUCGUAGCGUCAAGGGAAUCUUAAAAUAAGUGAACUUAAAAUAUGGAGUUAUAACCACUCUUUCUACAAUUUACAACAUUUCGCAGCAACAAUUAUAGCAAUUGUACUCGUUCUAAUAUGCUCUUUCUGUGUUAUUUCAUUAUUUGUCUAAAAACAAAAUGUAAUUUUAGCUAUAAUUGUGAGGAAACGCCUUCAUGCAAAACUGAACUGAGUCUGAAGAAUGCGCAAUUAUCUUGAAAGUCUUAUAGGUAUAGAGUAACUAGAACUAUCAAGUAGAACGGUUAAAUUUUGUGUAGAUUUGAUUGUCUAUAUUGAAUUAUAUGUAAAUAUGUAGGAAAUGUUUGAAUAUUUGUACAGCAGCUCAUACGUUGUUCUAUCUAGGUGUUUUGUAAAAAAUUCAUGUCGUAAUUGUGAUACCAGCCACGAAUUAUAAA